AGUCAUUUCCUCAACCUAUAGACCGAAAGAGCUCUGAUUUCUCACCAAACACCUGCUGCUGAACAGGACCUAGCAUCACCCUUCCCUGAGACAAUGCCUGUGUUUGAGGAUGUCACCCGGGCCCUGGUUAGAGAGCUGAACCCUCGAGGGGAUCUGACACCCCUAGACAGCCUCAUCGACUUCAAACACUUUCGUCCCUUCUGCCUGGUGCUGAGGAAGAGGAAGAGCACAUUGUUCUGGGGAGCCCGCUAUGUGCGCACCGACUACACUCUCCUGGAUUUGCUGGAGCCGGGCAGCUCCCCCUCAGAUCUGACAGACAGUGGCAACUUUAGCUUUAAGAAUAUGCUGGAUGUCCAAGUACAGGGACUUGUGGAAGUGCCAAAGACAGUGAAGGUAAAGGGGACUGCGGGUCUGUCACAAAGCAGCACACUGGAGGUGCAGACACUCAGCGUGGCUCCCUCGGCUCUGGAGAACUUGAAGAAGGAGAGGAAACUGUCAGCAGACCACUCGUUCCUGAACGAGAUGAGGUAUCAUGAGAAGAACCUGUAUGUGGUGAUGGAGGCAGUAGAAGCCAAGCAGGAAGUUACUGUGGAGCAAACUGGCAACGCAAAUGCCAUCUUCUCUCUCCCCAGCUUGGCUCUACUGGGACUACAGGGAUCCUUGAACAACAACAAGGCUGUAACCAUCCCCAAGGGCUGUGUCCUGGCCUAUCGAGUGAGACUACUGAGAGUCUUUUUGUUCAAUCUUUGGGAUAUUCCGUACAUUUGCAAUGACAGCAUGCAAACCUUCCCUAAGAUCAGGCGUGUACCUUGCAGUGCCUUCAUAUCUCCUACCCAGAUGAUAUCUGAAGAGCCAGAAGAAGAGAAGCUCAUUGGGGAGAUGCACGAAGACUUCAAGACAUUAAAGGAAGAGGUUCAGCGAGAGACUCAAGAAGUGGAGAAGUUGAGUCCAGUGGGUCGAAGCUCCCUACUCACUUCCCUCAGCCAUCUCCUAGGAAAGAAGAAAGAGCUCCAGGACCUUGAGCAGAAGCUUGAAGGGGCUUUAGACAAGGGUCAGAAAGUGACCCUGGAAGCACUCCCCAAAGAUGUCCUGCUGUCAAAGGACGCUAUGGAUGCCAUCCUCUACUUCCUCGGGGCUCUGACAGAGCUAACUGAAGAACAACUGAAGAUUCUAGUAAAAUCCUUGGAGAAAAAGAUCUUACCAGUGCAACUGAAGCUGGUUGAAAGCACCUUGGAGCAGAACUUCCUGCAAGAUAAAGAGGGUGUUUUCCCCCUGCAACCUGAUCUGCUCUCCUCCCUCGGGGAGGAGGAACUGACCCUAACGGAAGCACUGGUGGGACUAAGCGGCCUGGAAGUCCAGAGAUCAGGCCCCCAGUACGCGUGGGAUCCAGACACUCGCCACAACCUUUGUGCCCUCUAUGCUGGCCUCUCCCUCCUUCACCUGCUAAGCAGGAAAUCUAAUGCACUUACUUAUUGUGCUCUAUCUUAACACUCCAAGACACUACAGAGCCUCCAGUCUGAGGAUAACUGAAAUGCCUGCUCAUCUUGCCUCUCGAUAUGUCUCUCUCCUUCUGUCCUCCAGCUCAGCACCCACUAAGCCCAUCUCCUGAUGCUUAAAUCCUGAAGUUACUGAAAGAUCCCGAGAGAGAGAGUAAAACAUUAUGUAAGCCCCUAGACUUGUGUCCAAAAUAGACCUCACUAAUGGCAGGGAGUAAAAGUUAAACUCGGGGCUGGAGAGAUGGCUCAGCGGUUAAGAGCACUGACUGCUCUUCCAGAGAUCCUGAGUUCAAAUUCCAGAGAUCCUGAGUUCAAAUCCCAGCAACCACAUGGUGGCUCACAACCAUCCAUAACAAUAUCUGGCGCCCUCUUCUGGAGUGUCUGAAGACACCUACAGUGUACUUACAUAUAAUAAAUAAAUAAUUUUAAAAAAAAGUUAAACUAGUCCCAUUGUUCCAGGAUGUACUGGCCACAAAGUAGAAGUUUAACUUGCUCCAUUGUUUCAGGAAAUGUUUGUACAGAAUACUCCUUGAACCCUUAUGCUUGCCAAAUGCUAUAGCCCCAUGCCAGGUGUUUGCGGUUUCUGCCUUUAUAAACCCCUGACCCCUUGAGCUCGGGUCGACUCCUCUACCCCUGCGUGUGAUACAAGUUGUCCCCAGUGCACUGGCCUUUCCCGAUUAAACCUCUUGCCGUUUGCAUCAAGA
Mus musculus (house mouse) is the source of this 2200-nucleotide messenger RNA. It is a transcript of the gene Gsdma3, whose product is annotated as gasdermin A3. The transcript is spliced from 11 exons. Gene Ontology annotation, biological process: transmembrane transport. Lineage: Eukaryota; Metazoa; Chordata; Mammalia; Rodentia; Muridae. Gene Ontology annotation, cellular component: plasma membrane; cytosol; mitochondrial membrane. The record is from RefSeq and is marked validated. The coding region runs from base 94 to 1488 and encodes 464 amino acids.